Molecule: messenger RNA, 684 nt
Organism: Oryzias melastigma (Indian medaka)
Lineage: Eukaryota; Metazoa; Chordata; Actinopteri; Beloniformes; Adrianichthyidae
Gene: swi5
Product: SWI5 homologous recombination repair protein
Exons: 5
Coding region: 133-543 (136 amino acids)
Biological process (GO): double-strand break repair via homologous recombination
Cellular component (GO): Swi5-Swi2 complex; Swi5-Sfr1 complex
Source: RefSeq, a predicted model, not a curated record
AGCCAAUCAGUUUCUGUUGAGUGAGUCUGCUUCCUGUCAGGCGCAAAUUUACAAACUAUACUUUUUCUUGGUCCUCAGCAAAGAUAACUUAGCAACCUUUUACAUAUAUAAAAAACACUUACAUUAAGCAGCAUGAGCGCUGAUGAGAGCAACGAGAUUUCUUUAGUUUCAAGUAACUGUCACGCUUUGACGCCAAAAGAGAGCGAGAAAGGCAAAAGGGAUCCAAAAAGAACUCCACUGUCACACCUUAAAAAAGUACACUGCCCAUUCAAGUCACCUCAUCAUGUAGCCAGGAAGGCUAAAGUUAGUCAUGCAGAGGAAGUGGCAGAAUUAGAGAGGAGAAGUGAGCAGCUGGAUUCAGAGAUAGCACAGCUAGAGGCUGAAGGAUACAAAGUAGAAGAGUUGGAACAUCACAUUAAUAUGCUGCAUGAAUACAAUGACAUCAAAGACAUUGGGCAGUCACUUCUAGGUCGCAUUGCUGCUCUUAGGGGGACCACCACACGAGAUCUCUACACACAGUUUGGCCUUGAACUGGAUGACUGAAAGAAAUGCAAGGAUUGCCAUUUCAUAGCUUUCCCUGCUCUAAAAACAACAAUGUAAAAAUAAAGGACUUUUGGGUUAUGAAAAUGAAUGUAAUUUAAUUGUUGGAUACUUAAAAGGUAUUAAACCUUUUUGUCAAUCUAA